Vombatus ursinus (common wombat) is the source of this 6561-nucleotide messenger RNA. It is a transcript of the gene ADAM12, whose product is annotated as ADAM metallopeptidase domain 12. The coding region runs from base 1 to 2793 and encodes 930 amino acids. The transcript is spliced from 23 exons. Gene Ontology annotation, biological process: proteolysis. The record is from RefSeq and is a predicted model, not a curated record. Gene Ontology annotation, molecular function: metalloendopeptidase activity. NCBI's taxonomy places the organism in Eukaryota, Metazoa, Chordata, Mammalia, Diprotodontia, Vombatidae.
AUGUGCCCGCCGUCCCGGGCACCCGGUCCUCGGACCCGGAGCCGGAGCCCGCGCGGGACGGCGCCGCCGCUGCUGCCCCAGCUGCUGCUGCUGCUGCUGCUGCCGGCGGCCUGCACAGCCCAAGGUGUGAUUGUGGGGGGCCUCUUGGGAGCCUCUGAACCGCCAACAAGAACCAGGGACCAUCCUGGCAGGUACAAGAUCGUCAGCCCCUCCCUUCUGAAUGGAGAGCCAUGGAGUCCACUCAGUAGCAUCCCACCUAAGGAUCACCCAGUGCGACUGAGUUUUCGAAUCGAAGUGGAUGGUAAGGAGCUGAUCAUACACCUGGAGAGAAAUGAAGGCCUGUUGGCGGACAACUUCACAACAACCCAUUACCGGGAAGACAGCACCGAUGUCUCCUCGGCACAAAAUUACCCGGGUCACUGUUACUACCAUGGACAUGUGCAAGGACAUCCUGAUUCGAUGGUCAGCCUCAGCACUUGCUCUGGACUCAGGGGACUUAUUCUGUUCGGAAACCAAGCCUUCAUCUUAGAGCCAUUGAAGGAUGCUGCAGGUCAACACAAGUUCCAGCCAGCAGAGACUCUGAAAACCGCCUGGGGGGCAUGUGGACAGCAGCCUCUCAACAUCUCAGGCAGGACCAUGGAUGGCACGCAGUGGUCCCCUCACUCGUUUACAAGGAGGCACAAACGGGAAACCCUGAAAACAACCAAGUAUGUGGAGCUUGUGAUCGUGGCAGACAAUCGAGAGUUUCAGAGACAAGGAAAAGAUGUAGAGAAAGUUAAGCAGCGUUUAAUAGAGAUUGCCAAUCAUGUGGAUAAGUUUUACAGACCGCUGAACAUUCGAAUAGUAUUGGUUGGAGUCGAAGUCUGGAAUGAUAUUGAUAAGUGCUCCAUCAGCCAGGACCCGUUUGCAAGUCUUCAUGAAUUUCUGGACUGGAGAAAGAUGAAGUUGCUGCCUCGUAAACCCCAUGACAACGCACAGCUUGUAAGUGGGGUUUACUUCCAAGGGACAACCAUUGGAAUGGCGCCCAUAAUGAGCAUGUGUACAGCUGAGCAAUCUGGAGGUGUAGUCAUGGAUCACUCUGACAGCCCUGUGGGUGCAGCCGUCACCCUCGCCCACGAGCUCGGCCACAACCUGGGCAUGAAUCACGACACCCUGGAGCGGGGAUGUCACUGUCAGGCAAUGGUUGAUAAAGGAGGCUGCAUCAUGAACCCGUCCACCGGCUAUCCAUUCCCUGUGACGUUCAGCAGCUGCAGUCAGAGGGACCUGGAGUCUAGCCUGGAGAAAGGGAUGGGCAUGUGCCUCUUUAACCUGCCAGACGUCAAGGAAUCCUUUGGGGGCCAGAAGUGCGGCAACGGCUACGUGGAGGAAGCCGAGGAGUGUGACUGUGGGGAACCAGACGAAUGUACCAAUCCAUGCUGCAACGCAACGACCUGCACCUUGAAGCCAGAGGCCGUGUGUGCCCACGGACUCUGCUGUGAAAACUGCCAGCUGAAGCCCGCGGGGACGGCCUGCAGAGCCUCCAGUAACUCCUGCGACCUGCCUGAAUUCUGCACCGGUGCCAACCCUCACUGCCCAGCCAAUGUGUAUCUGCAUGACGGUCACCAGUGCCACCGUGUGGACGGCUACUGUUACAAUGGCAUCUGCCAGACCCACGAGCAGCAGUGCAUCACCCUCUGGGGACCAGGCGCUAAACCUGCUCCUGGGAUCUGCUUUGAGAGAGUCAACUCUGCUGGCGAUCCCUAUGGAAACUGCGGCAAGGACUCCAAAAGCUCCUUCGCGAAAUGUGAAAUGCGAGAUGCUAAAUGUGGGAAAAUCCAAUGCCAAGGAGGAGCCAGUCGACCGGUCAUUGGUACCAAUGCCGUUUCCAUAGAAACCAACAUCCCCCUGCAGGAAGGAGGCAAGAUCCUGUGCCGUGGUACCCAUGUGUACCUGGGAGAUGACCUGCCAGACCCUGGGCUCGUGCUGGCUGGCACGAAAUGUGAAGACGGCAAACUCUGCCUCAAUCGCCGAUGUCAGAAUAUCAGUGUAUUUGGGGUCCACGAAUGUGCCACAAAGUGCCACGGACGUGGAGUUUGCAACAGUAACAAGAAUUGUCAUUGUGAGGCUGACUGGGCCCCACCAUUUUGUGACAAACCGGGCUUUGGCGGGAGCAUUGAUAGCGGGCCCAUGCGGCAAGCAGAUAAGCGAGGUCUGACGGUGGGCAUCCUGGUGACGUUCCUCUGCCUUCUGGCUGCUGGCUUGGUCACGUAUCUCAAGAGGAAAACCCUGAUCCGGCUGCUCUUUACUAACAAAAAGACAAAGACGACAAUUGAAAAACUAAGGUGUGUGAGUCCAGCUCGGCCAUCCGGCGUCGCGGAACCAAAUCAUACCCGGACCACGAACCUCAGCCAUGGUCUGCUCAGAAAGCCCCCACACACCAACAUGCCAAAGAAGGAGAAUUGCAGAAGAUUACCAAAGUAUCAGAACAUUGAUAUCAGCAACCCAGUCAAGACCCUUGACUCUUCACCUUCUCGCCUCCUGGUGCCCCUUCAUCAGGGGCCCAGUCAUCAGAACGUGCCCGUGAGACCCCUCCCAGCCAACCCUCCAAUCAGACAGGCCCAGGGAAUGCAUAAGCCAAGCCCUCCCCAGAAGCCUUUGCCUGCAGACCCUCUGAGCAAAACCAGCCGGCUUCAUGAGGCCUCCAGGAGAGCGCCUGGGCAGCGGGAACCCAGCCAUCGCAUCAUACCCACGAGACCUGCCCCUCAGCAUCCGCCACAAGCGCCCAGACCCUCCUACGCUGCCUGCAUGAAAUGAGAAGGAAACGGGCCCCUUGGUUCAACGGUGAAGACAGAAGUUUGCACUAUCUUUCAGCUCCAACCGGAGUGCCUUUUUUGUAUCAAUCCUUCGAAUGUUUGAUGUUGAAAACACCAUUGUUUCUAAGAACUUUGAGCUCCUGCCUUCAGUACUGUGCUGUGCUAUGGUGCUUUGGGGACUUGCUCAGGUACUUUUAAAUUAUUAAUUUAUGAUGAAUAUUUAUUACGGUGCGGUGCACUGUAGUAGAUAUUUUUUUUUUACCAUCUCUAAGUUUUCCUUGGAAGGAAAUCUUCUCGUUGUUUUUAAUAUUUCAGUGAACUUGAAACAUUGCGCUUUGUGGGAUUCUAGGCCAAGGGUUAGCUUUCUUGAUCUCUGCUUUACUGCAGGAGUGGCAUGAAUGGAUAAGCAGCCAACUUCUCAUCGUGAUCGUUAGGACAGCCAAACAUGUACGACCUUCCCAAGCGUGAGCCUUUCAUUAAGCAGGGGAGGCCCGAGUUCUGUCUCUAGCCAAACGAACAGCAGGUGUCUCAAGUCAGCACACUUCUCUUUGAGCAUCCCUUCCACACUUAGCUCGCAGGGUAGCACCAGCCUCCACUGAUGUGGGCAAGGGGCAUAUUGGAAGCUCUACUCUAAACCAGUCGGUCUGCCUCCAGUGGCACAGGCAGGGAAGGAUGCGGUUUCAUACCAGGAAUAAUUAAACAUUGGAAAUAACUUCAUCCUCGGGUGGGGAUGGAGGUGGGACAACACUUGAGGAAGGUAAGGGGCAGAAGUGACCACCCAGGACAUAAUUGCAGGAGUCCUAUUUCCUGCAAUUGAAGCACAGCUUCUGAAGCUUCCUGGACUGACUGGUCACGAGCCCAGCCUGAAAUGAGGCAGCAGAUCCAUUAUUUGGCCACUAGGUUUGUCUGUGCCAAGUCACUCUUGAUGCUUCUAGUUUUGGAGACAUGUGAGAGCUGGGGUUCACAUGCUGUUUGGACUGAGAAAGGUAGCAUGUCUCUACAAGUUACAGUAGUUUGGGCAAGACUGUUACUGACCAGGUACUGUAAAUAGUCUCCUUCCAUUGCCAGGGGGCUAACCAGAUCACCUCAUUGUUUACUCAACUGUAAUGCAGUCAUUCUGGAUUCAUGUGGAUGGACCAGCCUUUCCCUGGGCCCAGAAUUAUUUUCAGAUGUGAACUAAUAACUAGAUAUAUCCAAUCAAUACUCUAGAGAAAUUCCUUUUUUACUGCAGUGUUCAGGCUUAUUAAAAACUGGUUAUUAUAUGUGCAUCAGUUCUAAGAAAAUGGAGUCACGUAUCCAUUAGUAUCUCCAUGCAUAUCCCUAGCGUUUGAGAUACAUUGUAUCUAUCACUUAUCACUUUUCUUUAUAAAAUGUUACCCUGGGUUUUCUUUGGCGCCAUCUCCAUCUCCCAGACUCGACAGGAGGAAUCUUGAAGGUUCUAGCAUAUAUAGGUUUUUUAAGAGCUCUCUGCAUCUUCCUACCUGUUGAACAUCACAGGAUGGGAGAAAGAAAUCAGUUUCCUCGCCCUAGCUAGGCAUAAACCCAGGCCUGGCCAGUUACCCCUCAAACCCUCCAACCCACAUGUAGAGAGCCAGCUUCCCUGGGAGAACUUUAAAAAGCUCCUGCCUGGUUCCAUGGAGCCCACAAGAAAGACAUCUUUGUUGAGGUCCCAUUGUGCCCUCCAGGGCCCCCUAGUGGCCCCAUCUGCGACUGCAGUUUUCAGCUUUCAUGCAGCUGACCAGAGUUUCAUAAUUCAUUUUAAGAGCUUUGAGAUAAAGACUUUUUUCCUCUCAUUUCAAAGGUUUUUCUGCACCUUGAGUCAGGAAAAUAAAAUGCCUAUGGGCUAUUUCUGGGUUUUUCUCUCCAGAAGAGUUGUAUCUACCUUUCCUCAUGCUUACCACGGUAUCUAGGCAACAAUGCAUUCGUGUUUAUGGAUAAACCAGAUGCCAGUCACCCACACUCACUGAAGCAGUUUGAGGAUCCCCCUUCAGUCCAUCUCAGCUCUUCAGGAGUGCCUCGGUUCAUAACACAAUGACCGGGUUCUUUCUGUUCAUUCUGAAGACAUGUUGGAAAAUAUUAUUGUUGUGAUAUUUAUAGUAAACUUGGGGAAUCGCUUUAGUUGUUCUCUGCAUUUGUAUUAGGUUUGGUAAUUGUGCUGAAACCAAAGCAGGUGCUAUUGAAAAUGUUUACAAAAUGUUUGGGGUGCAUUUUGGGUAUUCUUUUGUAGAGUGAUAUUAAUGCCUUAGGUCUGGCCCCUCCUACUGCCAGCAAGAGGAUGCCCACUCAAAACAAUCUCCUUCUAGCUGUACUGUCUGGGAUUGUAGUUAUUCAAUUUAUGCAAAUAAUUUUUUAAGAAUAUUAAAGCUGUGAUCUUACUUCCCAUGAUUAAUAGCCAUUUGGGGCUGCCAAUGACAUCUAUAUUUACAUAUUUCUGAUGACUGAUAUGAGCCACUCCAAUGAGGUCCAUUUUUAAAAUACCCAUAAAUGGAGAGCUUCCCUAUGGGGAAGCAGGAAUUCUUAUGAAAGGGGCACUACUAGAAGUACUGUAUCUAUCCAAGUAAGGCAUUUUAUGUGGACCUUUCAUUUCAAUAUGAUUUUUUGCCAAUUCCCAUGUCAGGGUAUAGUAUAGGGUACUGGAGGAGAGGGGCAGGCAGAGGGGAAGAUCCUUCUUCAUAAGCAGAGUUCAAAACAACAACCAGAGUGUGUCUGAAGUGGUUGGAUUAUUAUUAUUAUUAAUUUACUGAGGUAUGAGCAAAAAUCAGCUGCCAUACCAUUAUCCUAGGAUAUUUGUAAACUUUUUCAGGGGGAUCACCAAGUAAUUCUGAGUUGUAGUUCACAAGUGAAAAACUUCUCUGUUCUAACUAGUGAAGUCUCAGUCUCUCAUAGUGGGAGGUCUGCAGCUUGGUUUUUCAAGCAUUUAAUUUAGAAUUCACCAUUUAAAGUUUUUUUUUAAUCCAUUUGUUUUCCUGACAUAUGGAAUCAAGCCUGAUGUAACAAGGAGGCACAACACACAACAUUUUCCAUUAUCAAAAUAUUUCAGCGGGGGAGGCUCUGCUACUCGGUCUGAAUCUCUUCAGCUCACACAUGUGCAGUGACAUCACACCAACCACAAAAGUAACAAAUUAAACUACAAGAGAAUAGCUGCUCAGGCAAUUCUCAGAGGGAACAUUUUUAUGCCUCCUUGACUUUAUUAGGAAUCCUCGGACUAAAACGACAGACCAUUGUUCUGGAAAACUGGCAACCUUUCCCACCCUCUCAGUACUGGACAGUGUCAAUGAACAGUUCAGAACAUGGCAUCCCCAUGAAGACCAAGGUCUGAUUCUGGGAUGCCCUGAAUACCUGGUUUGUAAACUCAACUUUCAAUGAAUGUUGCCCCAGCCAUUUGAAGCGAUGAGUCACUUCCAGAAAACAUACAGGAAAGAGCCAAUGGCUAGCCAGUCUAGGUCUUUCAAACACAAUUCAACCUUUUUUUUUAAUCUUUCCACUUUUUAUUUAUAAUUUAUCUAAUUUUCUAGGGCCUCAUACAGGGCCAGCCCUGGGCAAAAUUGUGAAGUGUCUCCCACUUCCCCUUUUUUACAGGGUCUGAUUUCCUAUCUUUACCCAGCUUUGCACCCUUCCUUCUGGGGCCUCCAAGGCCUUCAUCACUUACACCAAAACUUGCUGACCUUAUAUCAAUGUUUCAGGGCCCUUGACCUCUGAUUAGUCAUUCUUAAUAAUAAUAAUAAUUAUAAUUAUAAUGAACACCUACAUAUAUAUAUAAAACACUAUA